Messenger RNA from Acanthocheilonema viteae, 600 nucleotides. The record is from the annotation of a GenBank genome assembly. Lineage: Eukaryota; Metazoa; Nematoda; Chromadorea; Rhabditida; Onchocercidae.
AUGGAUGAUCGUUAUGAAGGUUUCAACGAUUACAAUCACGCAUAUGACGUUCAGAAUGUUCUGAACGAUGAAGUUUUCCAGGAAGCUGUAGCUAAAUCAAAUUAUGGUAGACGAACGAAAAAUUUAACAUCAGUUACAACACCUAUCAAUCGUGCUAAUAGUGUGAUAUCAAGUCAUCGAUCCGGUACCGAUACAAUGGGUGGUAUUAUGUUGCAAUCUUCCAUAGGUUCACGACGUGGAAUUGAGCCAAGCGUACCGAUGACCGCAAUACGAAGUGCUGGUUAUUCGUCAGCAGGUCGAGGAACCUCAUUUAAUCCGUUAAAAAUGAGCAUAACAGAAAAAUCACCCGAAAUAAGCAAUGAAGAAAAAUGUCGUCAAAUAGAGCAAAAAGUAAACGAACUACUGAAAGAAAGUAUUUUUGCAUGGGAAAAAGGUGAUAUGAAACAGAUAAAAUGUUUACAGGCACUUGAAAAAGCAAAAGAAGCGGGUCGACGUGAACGUACAAUUAUUCGGAUGCGUGAACAAUUAUCAAUUAUCGAGCAGCUCAAUUUAGAUCUAACAUUUACAGUAUUAUUCAAUUUGGCACAUCAGGUUGAGUAA